Molecule: messenger RNA, 222 nt
Organism: Arctia plantaginis
Lineage: Eukaryota; Metazoa; Arthropoda; Insecta; Lepidoptera; Erebidae
Source: the annotation of a GenBank genome assembly
AUGAUAAAGGGAAACGAAGGGAAAGAUCUUGUUACUGCCGAGGGUCAAUUUGGGACAUCAUACUAUAUGUCACACAUUGCAUAUUUAUUCUUAAGUUUCCCUGUUCUUUCAUUUGCUUGGUUUUUACUGGGACAUUUCUUUGAAGUCACUAUCGAAGGGCGGUCAUCACAAAUCACGCGUGAGGAUUGCUUGAACUUCACAUUGGACGAACCUAACAGAUAA